This is a messenger RNA of Prunus armeniaca (apricot), 435 nucleotides long. NCBI's taxonomy places the organism in Eukaryota, Viridiplantae, Streptophyta, Magnoliopsida, Rosales, Rosaceae. The record is from the annotation of a GenBank genome assembly.
AUGAGUCCGGGGAAUCGGAGCGGGUGGGACAUUUGGGGUCGCAUCAAUUGGGAAAUACGAGGCUUUACUACCGCGUGUCGUGAUCUGAAGGUGGUAGUGAGAUUGAUCGGACAGUGGUUGGAGCGCGGGCUGGGGUCAGUGGUAGGGAUAGGGGCGGAGGAAGAGCCUUCAGUGGUUGAGGUGACGAGCUCGUCAGAAGAGCGAAAGGGGGAUGAAAAUGUAGAGGGUGAUCUUGAUGCCGAGGCUAAAGUUGAUGCAAGGAAGGAUGUCGAGGACCUUGACAGUGCUCGGGUAGAUCUGGAUGGGGUGCCUGUGAGAGUGAGUACGGCACGAAGUGUGGGAGGGGCUUCGUGCUCAUACAGGCAGGGUUUGCCCAUGCACCCGUACUUUUACGAAGAGGGGAGUGGUCGGUGGAUACAGUGCCGACGCAUAUGA